AUGGCACUUGCUUUAGCUGUUGGCCAGAGUUUGAAAGGCAGAACAGGACUCUACACUGUUACAAAACAACUGCAAGAUUGUGUCUGGCUUGCAACAAAUCAGCAACAGGAGAAAGUCGUUGCAAAGAGUGUGUGCCACUUUCGAUUACAAAACGAACGGGAUAUUUUACUUCAUUUCCAAAACCGAACACCCUUCGUUCGCCCACUCAUCGAUGAGAUCCAGGAUUCUUCGGUUCCUCCUACACUCAUAUUGAGAUAUCUAGAUGACGACGUUCUACGUGCCUCAAACUGCCAGCGUCUUACUCGCAUAGAGGCGAAAUAUGUAGCGAAAAGGGUGUUGGAGGCCCUUUCAGCUCUGCAUGAUGAGGGGUUUGUCCAUACAGGACAGGUUAUAGAUCUCAAACCUAGCAAUGUGUUAGUGAACUAUGGUCACGGAAAUAUCCGGUUUAAAGACAUUCAAUUAGCCGAUUUCGGGAGCACUGUUCGCGAAGACUCUGCUCACGCUCAGGAUGGUGACCCUAUCGGCACGCCUAUUUUUAGAAGCCCGGAAGCACAUCUUCAAAUGAAAUGGGACACGGCAACAGACAUUUGGUCUUUUGGUGCAACGGCAAGAUUCCACAUCUUCAAGCCCGAUGUCUCUGCAGACCAUGAUGAGUACGAUACCAAGAUUCUUAUGAAGCACCAUCGAUGCUUCGGACCAUUUCCGGAGUCAUACGAAGAGAUUGCGGAUCAGGAAAGACUAGCGGUUCUUGUGUGGAUUAUGCAAAAUAGCCCUCCUGAGACUUUGAAGCCGUUCCGUCUCACAACUGCACGAGAGAUUUGUCAGGAAGAUAAGGAAUUCGUGCUAAGAGCUAUGAAGCUUGACCCAAGAGAUAGGCCCACUGCACGGCAGUUAUUGGACGAUAGAUGGUUCCAUCAGCCUUAA
Messenger RNA from Histoplasma capsulatum G186AR, 924 nucleotides. RefSeq lists its product as uncharacterized. The record is from RefSeq and is a predicted model, not a curated record. The transcript is spliced from 4 exons. The coding region runs from base 1 to 924 and encodes 307 amino acids. Lineage: Eukaryota; Fungi; Ascomycota; Eurotiomycetes; Onygenales; Ajellomycetaceae. Gene Ontology annotation, biological process: protein phosphorylation. Gene Ontology annotation, molecular function: protein kinase activity; ATP binding.